Triticum aestivum (bread wheat) is the source of this 1391-nucleotide messenger RNA. RefSeq names its product anthocyanidin reductase ((2S)-flavan-3-ol-forming). Gene Ontology annotation, molecular function: oxidoreductase activity, acting on the CH-OH group of donors, NAD or NADP as acceptor. Bases 239 to 1255 code for a protein of 338 amino acids. Lineage: Eukaryota; Viridiplantae; Streptophyta; Magnoliopsida; Poales; Poaceae. The transcript is spliced from 6 exons. The record is from RefSeq and is a predicted model, not a curated record.
CUUCAUGCACAAGGAUCUUACCUACUGUCACUUCAGCGUCAGCGAUGACGUGCAAGGACACUUUCAAGUUUCAACUGCUGGAAAAUUGUUUGUCAUUCACCACCAACCUGGGACUUGUCUCCGUCGUUAGUUAUCUGUAUGUACACAGUAUAAAUGCAGGUUCUCUACACAGUGGCAACAUCCGGAGCAGUGAGGUAGCCAAUCGUCGUUCUCUUCGCCGUUAGAGGUACUGAUCGAGAUGUCGGCGGCCGAGGGGAGGAAGACGGCGUGCGUCACCGGAGGGAGCGGCUACAUCGCUGCAGUUCUCAUCAAGCUGCUGCUCGAGAAAGGCUACGCGGUCAAGACGACGGUCAGAGACCCCGAUGACAUGGAAAAGAACUCCCACCUCAAAGAUUUGCAAGCGCUUGGCCCCUUGGAGGUCAUCGGUGCCCAACUGGACGUGGAAGGAAGCUUCGACGAAGCGGUUUCUGGCUGCGACUACGCCUUCCUUGUCGCUGCCCCAAUGAACAUCGAUGCAGCAGAUCCUGAGAAGGAUAUGAUCGAAGCCGCCGUCCAAGGAACUCUCAACGUGAUGAGGUCGUGCGUGAGAGCUGGGACGGUGAAACGGGUGAUCCUGACGUCGUCGGACGCCGCGGUGUCCAGAAGGCCGUUGCACGGUGGCGGCCACGUGCUGGACGAGGGCUCAUGGUCCGACGUCGAGUACCUCAGAACAAACAAGCCACCAAUUUGGGCGUAUGCCGUCUCGAAGGUGCUUCUGGAGAAGGCGGCGAGUGAAUUCGCGGAGGAGAACGGCGUCAGCCUCGUCACCGUGUUGCCCGUGUUCACCUUGGGUGCGGCGCCGCUCUCCAAGGCCAAAACCAGCGUCCCCCUCACCCUCUCCCUGUUGUCCGGCGACGAGACAUUCCUGAACAUGCUGAUAGGCCUGCAAUUGAUCACCGACUCCAUGGCGAUAAGCCACGUUGAAGACGUAUGCCGCGCCAAGGUGUUCGUGGCCGAGAACGAGUCCUCCUCCGGCAGGUACAUCUGCUGCAGCCACAACACUACAGUCCUGCAGCUCUCCCGUUUCUUGAAAGAGAAGUAUCCACAAUACAAUGUGCAACCUGAACGCUUUGAUGGAUCCCCGGAGAAGCCCAAAGUGUGCCUGUCUUCUGAGAAGCUCAUCGGGGAAGGGUUCGUGUUCAAGUAUAAUGACCUGGGUGAGAUAUUUGACAACCUCGUCGAGUAUGGCAGGACAACAGGGAUUCUUCCCUACUGAUAUGUACGCCGGCUGAUGAUCAAUAUGUGACCGGAACAAAAUAUUGUUGUCUCAAAUAAGCCAGAAGCUCCGUGCUUGUGUUUUUGUAAAAUAAGAUGUUAGUACCCGAGUUGCACUAUCCCGAGGAUCCUCGGGC